ACCAAAAAUUGUUAAAUCCUGAAUAAAGAUGGCUCGCCAGGUUAUUGUUGUUGCACUUGUUUUCAUGGCUGUUGUCGGGGCAUUUGCUGCCGAUUCAUCACCUUCACCAGCCCCUUCAAGUGGUUCUAAGGCUUCCUCACCUUCAAAGUCGCCAUCUUCUUCCCCUGCUGCAGCCCCAAAGUCCUCCUCCAACUCCACUUCCUCUGCCCCAUCGCCAUCCCCCAGCACCAACUCUAGCAGCAGCAGCAGCAGCCCUGCCUCUUCACCAUCAAAAUCCACCGAGGCACCCAAGUCCUCUGCUGAAUCCCCUAAGUCUUCUACCUCUCCUGCUGCUACCCCCACCAGCUCUAGCCCAAGCGAGAGCCCCAGCAGCGAGGUACCCUCUGCUGAGUCCCCCGAGCUCGCAUCCCCUCCUUCACCAACCGGUGAUGCUCCUGCUGAUGGCCCUGCUGCUGCUGAUGGCCCUACAACCGAUGCUGCGGCCAGUGAUGAAACUCCAGCAGCCGCACCAGGCACAUCUAGUGCCGCUGCUCUCAGGACCUCUGGAGCCAUUGGUGUUGCAGCUAUUGCCGGAUUCUUCUUCUUCUAA
Messenger RNA from Durio zibethinus, 589 nucleotides. RefSeq lists its product as uncharacterized. Lineage: Eukaryota; Viridiplantae; Streptophyta; Magnoliopsida; Malvales; Malvaceae. The record is from RefSeq and is a predicted model, not a curated record.